AUGAAGGUUUCAAAUCGAAUGUUCACAAUCGGCUUAAUCUCAUCAUGGUACACAUCAAACAUUGGUGUACUAUUACUCAACAAGUAUCUCCUAAGCAACUACGGAUUCAAGUACCCAAUCUUCUUAACCAUGUGUCACAUGACUGCUUGUUCGUUGUUCAGCUACGUUGCAAUUGCGUGGCUUAAAAUGGUUCCAAUGCAAACCAUUCGUUCGCGGCUUCAGUUUUUCAAGAUCGCUACUCUGAGUUUGGUUUUCUGUGUUUCUGUUGUUUUUGGGAAUGUGUCGUUGAGGUAUCUUCCUGUGUCGUUUACGCAAGCUGUCGGUGCUACUACGCCUUUUUUUACUGCCGUUUUUGCUUACUUUAUGACGUUUAAAAGAGAGGCGUGGCUUACUUAUCUUGCGCUUCUUCCUGUUGUUACUGGUGUCAUCUUUGCUAGUGGGGGUGAACCAAGCUUUCAUUUGUUUGGGUUCAUAAUAUGUGUUGCAGCUACAGCGGCACGAGCCCUAAAAUCAGUGUUGCAAGGAAUUUUACUUUCUUCUGAAGGAGAGAAGCUAAACUCUAUGAACCUUCUCCUUUACAUGGCUCCAAUGGCUGUUGUUUUCCUUCUUCCCGCUACACUUUAUAUGGAAGAAAAUGUGGUUGGCAUCACAUUGGCUCUUGCCAGAGAUGAUGUGAAGAUCAUUUGGUAUCUUCUGUUUAAUUCCUCACUUGCAUAUUGUGUCAACUUGACCAAUUUCUUGGUCACAAAGCACACCAGUGCUCUCACCCUUCAGGUACUCGGGAAUGCUAAAGGUGCUGUAGCAGUUGUAGUUUCGAUUCUGAUAUUUAGAAAUCCAGUUUCAGUCACUGGAAUGAUGGGGUAUUCACUUACAGUCCUCGGAGUUGUUCUUUACAGUGAAGCCAAAAAGCGAAGCAAGUGA
Molecule: messenger RNA, 921 nt
Organism: Lathyrus sativus (Indian pea)
Lineage: Eukaryota; Viridiplantae; Streptophyta; Magnoliopsida; Fabales; Fabaceae
Source: the annotation of a GenBank genome assembly